Messenger RNA from Acytostelium subglobosum LB1, 1815 nucleotides. RefSeq lists its product as hypothetical. Gene Ontology annotation, molecular function: metalloaminopeptidase activity. NCBI's taxonomy places the organism in Eukaryota, Evosea, Eumycetozoa, Acytosteliales, Acytosteliaceae. The record is from RefSeq and is a predicted model, not a curated record. The transcript has 3 exons. The annotation marks the transcript as partial.
AUGACACUAACAAUUAAACAAAAGGUGGAGAAUCUUCGUCAGGUAAUGACACAGAACAACAUACAAGUCUAUGUCGUACCUAGCGAUGAUGCUCAUCAAAGUGAGUACGUCUGUGAAUAUGAUCACCGACGUGAAUACAUCAGUGGGUUCAAUGGAAGUGCUGGUACUGCUGUAAUAACCACAGAUCAAUGUCUACUUUGGACCGAUGGUCGCUACUGGCUACAGGCCGGACAACAACUCCAAUCAGAUUGGAAGAUCAUGAAGGACCGUGUCCAAGGCGAACCAACCAUCGAGGAGUGGAUCUCAAAGACUCUUCCAGCUGGUACUACCAUUGGUAUGGACAGCAGAUUAAUCGCCAAAAGUUCCUACGACAAGUUCAGAUUGGCAGUGGAGAAGGCCAACCAAAAGAUCAUCACUUUGGAGCAUAAUCUUGUCGACCACGUGAGAGAGUCUCUAAAGAGUGAGGAACCAGUCAGUAGUUAUCCAACUGAGCCUGUAUUCUUCUUGCCACUUGAGUACUCUGGAAAGAGUAGCACAGACAAGAUCAAAGAGAUCAGAGAAUCAUUGGUCAGAGAGAAGGCUGACUUUGUUGUCAUUACUGCAUUGGACGAGGUGGCAUGGCUGCUCAACUUGAGGGGAUCAGACGUUACCUUCAAUCCAGUCUUCUUAUCAUAUGCCAUCGUUGGACAUACUACUGCCCAAUUGUUCAUUAAUGAACAAAAGGUACCAGCUGAUGUUAGAGCAAACCUACCUGGUGUAGAGAUCUGUUCGUAUGACAGCAUCUACUCCACCUUGAGAUCCUACUCGGAGCAGAAGAAGAGAGUCUGGAUAGACCCAAGAUCAAGUCUGUCCAUUUACAAUUGCGUCAACAAGGACAAUCUCAUUGAGAAGGACAACCCAAUACUCCUAGCCAAGGCCAUCAAGAACCCAGUAGAAAUUGAGGGUUUCCGUCAGUGCCACAUUCGUGACGGUGCUGCCCUCGUCCAGUACUUGGCUUGGCUCGAGGAGGAGAUCGUCGUCAAGCACAACUCCACAUUGACAGAAUACUCUGCUGCCCAGGUCCUAGAGAACUACCGCACCAAGGUUCAUGAUUACAUCAGCCUUUCUUUUGCAUCCAUCUCAUCAAUUGGUUCCAAUGGUGCCAUCAUUCACUACAGCCCUUCAAAGGAGACGUGCAAGACAAUCGAUAACCAGGUCUAUCUUAUAGACUCUGGAGGCCAAUACCGUGAUGGUACCACAGAUGUCACAAGAACAACACGCUUUGGUACUCCUACCGACCAUGAGAAGCAAUGCUACACUCGUGUGUUGAAGGGACACAUCCAACUGUCCAUCCUAAAGUUCCCACCCAAGAUCAACGGCUAUCAGAUAGAUUGUAUUGCCCGCGUACCAUUGUGGAGUGUUGGUCUCGACUAUGGACAUGGCACUGGACAUGGUGUUGGUGCAUUCCUCAACGUCCACGAGGGUCCACACAGCCUUACUUUCAGGUCCCUUCCCCAUCACUAUCUGAUCUGUCCCAACAUGACUCUGACCAAUGAGCCUGGCUACUACGAAGAGGGCAAGUUUGGUAUGAGGAUCGAGAAUGUAAUGGUCACUGUACAAGUGCAGCUUCCACACAGCAACUCCUUCAUUGGAUUCGAGACUGUGACCAUGACGCCCUAUGAGCGUGAUCUCAUCAUUCCUUCCUUGCUCUCCGAGGAGGAGAUGCAGUUUGUCAACAACUAUCACGCUGAGGUUCUUCAAAAACUCACUCCAUUACUUCAGUCUGACCCACGUGCACUUGACUACCUCAGAAAGAAGACUGCUCCAUUGUCAAAG